Molecule: messenger RNA, 240 nt
Organism: Fomitiporia mediterranea MF3/22
Lineage: Eukaryota; Fungi; Basidiomycota; Agaricomycetes; Hymenochaetales; Hymenochaetaceae
Product: ubiquitin
Exons: 3
Biological process (GO): modification-dependent protein catabolic process; protein ubiquitination
Cellular component (GO): nucleus; cytoplasm
Molecular function (GO): protein tag activity; ubiquitin protein ligase binding
Source: RefSeq, a predicted model, not a curated record
UUCGUCAAAACACUCACUGGGAAGACCAUCACCCUUGAGGUGGAGUCUUCGGACACGAUCGAUGUCGUGAAAAAUAAAAUCCAGGAUAAGGAAGGAAUCCCGCCAGACCAACAACGUCUAAUUUUCGCCGGUAAACAGCUUGAAGAUGGCCGUACCCUCAGUGAUUAUAAUAUCCAGAAGGAGUCAACACUUCACUUAGUGCUUCGUUUACGCGGUGGUAUUAUCGAGCCCUCAUUAAAA